GAACUCAUGUUCGUACUUGUAGCUAUGCCGUCCAAGGGUUGGCUGCAGUCCGUGCAGGUCUUCAGACACAAGAAGACAGACACAGCUGCGACCCACUGCAAACAAGGAAAUGGGCUCAUCAAGGUGAAUGGACAUCCCCUGGAGAUGAUUGAGCCUCGCACACUGCAGUACAAGUUACUGGAACCUGUUUUGCUUCUGGGUAAGGAGCGGUUUGCUGGUAUGGAUAUCCAGGUCCGUGUGAAGGGUGGUGGUCAUGUGGCCCAAAUUUAUGCCAUCUCAAAGGUCCUGGUGGCUUAUUACCAAAAAUAUGUGGAUGAAGCCUCUAAGAAGGAGGUCAAAUAUAUCCUCAUCCAGUACGAUUGGACUCUGCUUGUAGCUGACCCCCAUCUCUGCGAAUCCAAAAAGUUUGGAAGUCCUGGUGCCUGUGCCCGAUACCAGAGAUCCUAG
Molecule: messenger RNA, 447 nt
Organism: Mus caroli (Ryukyu mouse)
Lineage: Eukaryota; Metazoa; Chordata; Mammalia; Rodentia; Muridae
Source: RefSeq, a predicted model, not a curated record